This is a messenger RNA of Lachnellula hyalina, 1557 nucleotides long. RefSeq names its product Cytochrome P450 monooxygenase. Gene Ontology annotation, molecular function: iron ion binding; monooxygenase activity; heme binding. The record is from RefSeq and is a predicted model, not a curated record. Lineage: Eukaryota; Fungi; Ascomycota; Leotiomycetes; Helotiales; Lachnaceae. Bases 1 to 1557 code for a protein of 518 amino acids. The transcript has 9 exons.
AUGUCUUUCCCUACCCUGGGUGUUCAACACCUAAAAGCAUGGACGCUGCUUAUCACUCCAGCAUCUUUUAUUUUGGUCUUGGGUGUUUACUUUAUGAGUAUCACCGUUUAUCGACUCUGGUUUUCACCUAUUGCCAAGUUUCCUGGACCUAAAAUAGCAGCUAUCAGCGGAUGGUACGAAGCUUAUUACGAUAUCGUGAAAAGAGGAAAGUAUUUAUACGAGAUUGAGAAGAUGCACAACAUCUAUGGCCCUGUUGUUAGAAUCAAUCCAUGGGAACUAUCCAUCAAGGACCCAGAGUUUUAUACGGAGCUUUUCGUUGCGGCAAACACAAGACGAACCGAGAAAUGGGCCAGUUCACUUGCCGGACUUGGUUUUGACGACACUCAUAUUGCAACCGUCUCACACGAGCUGCACCGAAAGCGAAGAAAGCCACUAGCUCCAUUCUUCACACGCCGCAGUCUCGAAAGCGUUGAGGUGCAAAUCGCCGAAAAAGCAGCAAUUCUAGACAAACGCCUGCAGAGGUUCAGCGGUUUGGACACCGCGGUUCACCUCGAGCAUGCAUUCUCUGCUUUUGCUGGAGAUAUCAUCUGCCAAAUCUGUUGUGAUCAUCCUUCUGAACUGCUGAAUGACCCGACGUUUGCAACUUACUGGCAUAAUUUCUUCAACACGAUAACAGAAACAGGUCUUGUAUUUCUCAACUUCCCAUUACUUAGAGGGUUUAUCGUGAAAUUGCCGGAGCAGGUACUGUCUAAAUUGUCUCCCGCAAUCGCUCAUCUGCAGAUGCUAGAGGUGAUAGCUAGAUCUGGCAUUGAUGAUGCCAACAAGGCCAAAGUCGAAGCGUCUUUAAGUAAAACCGAAUCCACGCCUACCCUUUUCCAAAUCAUGGUCUCAAGUGACAUGCCGCCAGCUGAAAAGUCAAUGGAUCGACUUACUCAAGAAGCUAUGCUCCUUUUUGGUGCUGGGUCUUUUACAGUCGCGAGCACAAUGGGCACGAUUUCAUACCACUUGCUCGACAACCAAUCCGCAAGAAUAAAACUACAAGAAGAAAUUGGAAACACUAUGUCUGCAUAUCCCCAUCGAAUUCCUCAUCGAGUAGAGCUAGAAAAAUUACCUUACUUGACGGCAGUGGUAAAAGAGGGUCUUCGCAUAGGAACGGUGAUCAGCCGUCGCCAAACCCGAAUGUUCCCUGACGAAGAUGUGGAGUGUCAAGGAUGGACUAUCCCACGAAACACUCCGAUGGGCAUGUCCGCCUACUUCAUGCACAUGGACCCCGAUAUCUUUCCAGAGCCACAGAAGUUCAUUCCUGAGCGAUGGCUAGGCGAGUAUAACCCAUUGAUGGAUAGGAACUUUGUGCCAUUUGCAAAAGGGUCUCGUGGUUGCUUGGGGGAGAAUUUGGCAUAUUCAGAGCUAUAUAUCCUGACAUCAGUAUUGUUUCGUCCAGGAGGGCCGAGGAUGUCUCUCUUUGAGACGGAUGUAAGUGACGUGGAGAAAGUGCAUCAUUUUACUGCCUCAUUGCCCAAGAUGGAUAGCAAGGGAUUAAGGAUUAAGGUUCAAUGA